Molecule: messenger RNA, 846 nt
Organism: Orycteropus afer afer
Lineage: Eukaryota; Metazoa; Chordata; Mammalia; Tubulidentata; Orycteropodidae
Gene: RAB40C
Product: RAB40C, member RAS oncogene family
Exons: 6
Coding region: 1-846 (281 amino acids)
Biological process (GO): intracellular signal transduction; protein localization to plasma membrane
Cellular component (GO): synaptic vesicle; endosome; plasma membrane
Molecular function (GO): GTP binding; GTPase activity
Source: RefSeq, a predicted model, not a curated record
AUGGGGACGCAGGGCAGCCCAGUGAAGAGCUACGAUUACCUACUCAAGUUCUUGCUGGUGGGCGACAGCGACGUGGGCAAGGGCGAGAUCCUGGAGAGCCUGCAGGACGGCGCCUCCGAGUCGCCCUACGCCUACAGCAACGGGAUCGACUACAAGACAACCACCAUCCUGCUGGACGGCCGGCGAGUGAAGCUUGAGCUCUGGGACACCUCGGGCCAAGGCAGAUUCUGCACUAUCUUCAGGUCCUACUCUAGAGGCGCCCAGGGCAUCCUCCUGGUGUACGACAUCACCAACCGCUGGUCCUUCGACGGAAUCGACCGGUGGAUCAAGGAGAUUGAUGAGCACGCACCCGGGGUCCCCCGGAUCCUGGUGGGGAACCGUCUGCACCUGGCCUUCAAGCGGCAGGUGCCCACGGAGCAGGCACGUGCAUACGCCGAGAAGAACUGCAUGACGUUCUUCGAGGUCAGCCCGCUGUGCAACUUCAACGUGACCGAGUCCUUCACAGAGCUGUCCCGCAUCGUGCUCAUGCGCCACGGCAUGGAGAAAAUCUGGAGGCCCAACCGCGUGUUCAGCCUGCAGGACCUCUGCUGCCGCGCCAUCGUGUCCUGCACGCCCGUGCACCUCAUUGACAAGCUGCCGCUGCCCGUCACCAUCAAGAGCCACCUCAAGUCCUUCUCCAUGGCCAACGGCAUGAACGCCGUCAUGAUGCACGGCCGCUCCUACUCCCUGGCCGGCGGGGGCGGCGGCGGGGGCAGCAAAGGCAACAGCCUCAAACGGUCUCGCUCCAUCCGGCCCCCGCAGAGCCCGCCCCAGAACUGCUCCCGCAGCAACUGCAAGAUCUCCUAG